AUGACGACGUAUUCAUUCCCGAUUCGCGUUGUCCAUGUCAUCGAUGGCUUAUGGGUGUGCGAAAGGAAAAACGGUGCGGCAAAUCGAUACGACAGACCAACCGAGCGCUGCAACUCGUGGUGUUUCGUUCAUCGGUCGGUCGGUCGGUCGGUCGGUCAAGAGACUCAAUCAACGGUGAACGACAGCGGGACGAAGAGGUAG
This is a messenger RNA of Soboliphyme baturini, 201 nucleotides long. The record is from the annotation of a GenBank genome assembly. Lineage: Eukaryota; Metazoa; Nematoda; Enoplea; Dioctophymatida; Soboliphymatidae.